Messenger RNA from Limulus polyphemus (Atlantic horseshoe crab), 4512 nucleotides. RefSeq lists its product as uncharacterized. The record is from RefSeq and is a predicted model, not a curated record. Lineage: Eukaryota; Metazoa; Arthropoda; Merostomata; Xiphosura; Limulidae. The transcript is spliced from 2 exons. Bases 1133 to 2092 code for a protein of 319 amino acids.
GGACCUCUGGCUAACAAUGAAAUGGGGAUGGCCUGUACUUCUGGGCUAGAAUCCUGGUUCUGGAGCCUCUUUUUCCACUUACUGACUUUUUUGCUUAAACAUUUAAUAAGUGUGUUACAAGUCUAUCAAAUUGUUUAAUGUAUUUGAAACAUGCACAAUCUACACACUACUACUAUAUUAGUAGCACUUAUGUUUGGCAGCAUGUCUCUCACUUGAUGCCAUUGCUAGCUAAUCAGAGAAAUAACUUAAUGUACCCCUCAUGUACCCAAGCUUUCCUGUGUUAUGAUGAUUUUUUAGGAAGUGCUCUCUUGUUCAUUUCAAAGUUCUUGUAAGUAUCCAUGUAGUUUCUUUGCAAGUGCUUAUAAUUAUUGCUUUAUUUUGUCAAAAAGUGCAACUGUGAUAUUUAUGGAUAGUUUUGAAAAUUGGGGGUUAUUUCAUUUUGGGAUAGUAUUAAUUGGUAUAGUAUGCUCAGGUUAAUUAAUUUCUGCAGAGUGUUUAGUAGGUUUGCUUUAUAACUGGAGGAUGAAUCUUAAAGUUGUCUAAACUGAAUUUUUAGCUAACAGAUAGAUUAGACAUGAAGUUUAAUGCAAAAUGAACAAUCUUUUAUUCAUAUUGAAACACAAAAACAAGUAUGUUUACUUACUUUGGACUGUGGAUUGGUCAACAGUUUUUCAUCCCUCAAUAUAUCUAUCCAUUGGUCAAACCACAUAGAUACCAUGUUGAAUUGUUGAAAAUUUGAGAUUUACCAAUAGCGACUAGCUCUACUUGUGACUAGUCAUUUUCAUUCAACAUAAAAGAGAUUGUAACCUCUAGAUAUUGUCUAUUCUACCAGGGAGGGACACUGCUGUAAUUGAUGUUGUCCCAUAAUGUGCAGCAUAACAGCAAUAUCUCCACAGGAAGAUCAGGAAGUUAUCAGUGAUGAAGAUAUGUUUAUAGCCUCUUCAAAGAAAUCCUGAUUUAGUUAGUGUACCAGAAUGGUUAUAAGUGUGUUUGUGGUGGUUAUUCUGUGUCAUUUCAGAAACUUUUAUAUACCUUUAGUGUAAUCGUCACUGGAUUUGUAUGUCUUGAGUUCCCAUCAGUAAGAUAUUUCAAAUUAUUGUACGUUAUUAUUUAUUUUGCUAACAGUCUACCAAUGCCUACUUACAGACGAUUAUGCACAUUUCGAAAUUGCACUUUAUUGCUGAUUUUAAUUUGCUUAUUGCUUGUGGCAGUAUGGUCAUCAGGUUUUAUCCACUCAGCGUCCUUUAGAAAUUUUCUAGCUGGUGAGAUAGUGGAUUUCAGUGGUGCUGACAAUGUGACAGGUUUUAAUAACUACAUAGUACCUAAUGUGGUUCACUUUGUGAAAUUAGAAAAUCAUGAGUUAGAAUUUGUUGAUAUGAUCAGUAUAAAAGCCGCUUUCCUUCAUCAACAUCCAGAAAAAAUUUUAAUACACUGUGACUGUCAAACUCUAAGUGGUAAAUAUUGGGAAAUGGUAAAAGACUUACCAGGUUUGGAAAUUAAAUUUAUUCAGAAGCCUAUUUACAUUUUUGGUCAGAAGUUGAGUUCUGUUUACCAUGCCUCAGAUAUUGCUCGACUACGAAUACUGAUGUCUGAAGGAGGCAUAUUCUUGGACAGUGAUGCUUAUGUUGUAAAAUCCCUGGAUCCAUUCCGAAAAUUUGAAAUGGCAAUUGGAUGGCCACCAGAACAGAAUUUGGGAACACAAGUGAUUAUAGCUCACAAAAAUGCUCGUUUUUUAAAACUUUGGUAUCAUUCCUACAAAUACUACAAGCCCGAAAGAUGGUACUACAAUGCUGGUGAGCUUCCAACACAGAUGAUACUAAUGAGACAACCAGACUUAGUGCAUAGAGUGCCUUAUGAUUUUGGUGUACAUGAUCUUGCUCACUUCUUAUAUGGUGUUCAUCGUUCUGACUGGCAGAAUUUUCAUGCAAUUCAUCUUCUUAUUAGGCAUAAAUCUUAUUUAGUUCCCAGUGACCCAUUAGAAAAGUUUGAUGAAAAAAACAUAAAGGCAUAUGAUAAGACAUUUGGUGACAUGGCUAGACUAGUUCUUUUUGGUAAAACUGAUGUGAUUUUAAAUGUCACUUCAAAUGUGUAAAAACUGCAUCAGUAGAGUAGCCAAUUCAAUUUUAUGACAGCUUGUGUAUACUUGUAUGUUAUUUGAUAACUACAUACUAAUGAACAUAUGGAAACAUACAUGUUGUAUGUUUUAUAUUCUAAAUAAUAAUGGGUUUGUACAAUAAUUUGUGCUAUGUCAUUUUACUUUUUUAAUACACAUAAACAUUAAUAUGUUAAAAAUAUAAAAACUGCCCAUGAUAAUUUGUAAUAUAUCUAAUAAUUGUAAAUGUUGUUAAGAUAUAGGGAACAACUUUUUAUUAAAUGUAUAUUCUUAGUGGGACAACAGAAAAUAUAGUAUAGUUGUUUAACCAGGAAAGUAAUUUAAUUAUAGAAACUUUAAGGUUGAUCCACCAUCUUAGGAAGUUACAUGAUUUUAUUAAAGAAAGUAGAAUAGAGACUUUAAUCUUCCUUUCAGAAAAAUCAUAAUCAGGAAAGUACCAACAUUUAUUGAGGGUCUUGGGUUUGAUUCUCAUUGCUACCAAACUUUUUUUACCAUGUUUUCUUAUGGCAAAGCUACUAAGGCCAUCUGCCACUGUUGCUUAAUUUAAAAUGCAGCACUCACUGCCAACUCUUUGGCCACUUAAGUGUUAAAUAAAGUGUAAAUUUACUGUUGUUGUACAUUGUAUUAUGUUUCUAAUUCAAAAUUGUAUAACUUUAUUAUUUAAUGUUGCAUAAGCAAGCACGAAUCUAGGGGAGGGGUCCAGACACCCCCAUUCCAGUUUUGUUUUUCAGAAAUUGAUAAAAACAACCAGACAUUCUUACACUAUCAUAUUGUAUCAAAAAAAAUUAUAAGUCGUAUAAUUUUGUUUGAUUGCUCUAUGAAUUUCUGUAAAGGAUGAUUCAUUGUUUUCUGAAGUAAACACAGCUGAAGUUUACAACAAAGUUGUUAAAGCCUCCUCAGCCAAUAACCAAUCAUUUCUAAACUAAUACAACAGUAUGAAUUUCAAUUGAAUAUUGCAAUAGUAAAUUUUUGCACCUUGACAUAUUCCAGAUAUCCUAAAAAUUUGUCUAAGGCUUUACCAGGCCUCCCAAAAUUUCCUACUUUCUUCACUAAUAUUUUGAGGUUCUUUACCUUUCCAUUAUUUUUAGGUGAAAUUAUUAUUUUUUCCUACUUUUUUAACUACACUUUUUGGCUUAGCCCAAUGUGAAAUACAAAACUUUUAGCAAAAACACAUACUGUCCUAUUGCGAGUAUAGUCCAACGUCUUCUAUUAUUAACUUAAGAUAGCGUAAUGUUUCAGAACCUGGUGGUUUGCACAAGUUAUCGCUUGUUGGAAUCAGAGGCACAAACUUUCUCUUUCAAGAUGAGCAAAUUGUUUUCUCUGGUAAGUUACUUUAAAGUGCAAAUAUCCUCCAUCCUAAUGAAGAGUAAUGAAGGGAUGAUUAAAUGUUCCCUUACCUGAAUAUAUUUUGGGUUUUCUAGUUGAAGCAUGGUGCACCAGCUUUUGAAUUUCUUGCCUUUGUUAUUGUUUGCAUAAGCUUUAGCUGCAUGUUAUUUGAUUUUCAUGUAGGAAGGUGUUCAUUUCUCUGUCAGUCAUGUCCUGAAAUGGCUAGGCUCUUUUAAUUUUAAUAGCCAAAUUUUAUGCUAAUCUUACAUACGUCCAUGGCUGUGGUGCUUUAGAAAGCUUCUUUAACAAGUUUUAUAUUUUCAGGGUAAUGAGGAAAAAAAAACACACUAAAAUGCUGCAUGGAAAACAUGAUUCCGGCAUCAGUGGUUAAUCUAUUUAGAGAGUAAUGGUCAUGAACUAUCAUGUUGGUGUCAGCCAUUGCCAAAUGGCUAGUUUCACUGUUUCUGUAAUAUUUGUCAAAAGACAGAAACUCUUGAAACAUGAACAGGGAGAUAAACAUAAAGAACUGACUGUGGUGAUGCUUAGUUCUUACCAGCAAACUGUUCUACAAGGCAGAUUAUGUAUGUAUGUUUUAAAGGUUUUACUGGCUGUGAAUUAGUAGGCAACUGUGUAAAAAUAUUCUGGUAAGUCCCCUAUGAAAUCAAAAUUCUCUCUAAUUUUUCCUACCAAAGAUUUUACUCUCUGAAAACUUUACCCUACUAAAUUUCCUGCUUUUCCUCAGAGACCUGUUGGAAAACCUGUUUUAGAAAUUUUUCACCUAAAUUUGUAUUUUUUAGGACAUUUGUAGCCUCUAUAACAUAGACCUGUUACAGAAUUGGACUUUUUAAUUGUUUAGAUACUAGAAUUCUCAUAAGAAAAAUAUAUUUUGUAUUGAUGAUGUCCAAAAUUUGUUAAAUUGCGGGUGGUGUGACCUGUACAAGUAACAACUGUAAAGAAAAAUUUUAUAACGGGCAUUUUGUUUACAAACCCUAAAGUAUGAAUUUUGACAUAAACUUGAAAUUUUCUUUCUAAAUAGAAUUUUAAAUACUUCUAAGUAUUUAAUUUGUAAACAU